AUGUCUGAGCGUAAUUCACUUUCAAAGAACAGUUCUGCAAACGAGUAUGGAACUAUUCUGAAGGAAUGCGAAGAGACUACUUAUUCCAACGAGUUCCGAGAAAUAAGUCGGAAUGCGUUGCCAUUAGUGUUCACGUUCGUGCUUCAGUUUUCUCUUUCGUCGAUGACCGUUUUCGUGGUUGGUAGAAUAGGUGCAUUAGAGUUAGGUGGUGUUUCUCUCGCAAAUGUGACCUUUAGCGCGACGUCCGCGGUGUUUGUUGGAAUGGCCACCUGCUUGGACACUUUAUGCCCUCAGGCAUUUGGGGGAAAACAAUAUAAGCUCGUUGGACUAUACUUCCAAAGAGGUGUCGCUAUUAGUAGUAUAUUUGCCAUACCGAUAGCAUUUUUAUGGUGGUUUUCAAAACCAGUGUUGGCAGCUAUGGUUGAUGACCCAAAGUUGAUCGUUAUUGCAUCGAGAUAUUUAAGAGUGAUGGUAGCAAGUAUUCCUGGAUAUAUUGUAUUCGAGUGUGGAAAGAAAUAUCUGCAAGCACAGAAUGAUUUUACAACCGCUCAAUACAUUCUUUUUGUAUUUGCACCACUCAACAUGCUAUUCAAUUAUUUACUAGUUUUCAGACUGGGUUUAGGAUACAUUGGCGCACCUAUUGCUACAGCCACUACUUAUUCGCUGAUGGGGCUUUCGCUGGCUCUACAUAUAUUCCGCAAAAACAGGGCUCCCAGAACAAUUAACUGUUGGAAUGAGGUCAGUAACUGGAGAGAGAUUUUUAAAAAUUGGAAUUCGAUGAUUUCCCUUGCAGUCCCUGGAAUUAUAAUGAUCGAAGCGGAGUUUCUUGCUUUUGAACUAUUGACAAUUCUAUCUGCCAAAUUUGGCACCGAGACACUUGCUGCACAAUCUGUAACUGCUUCAAUUCAGUCACUUACCUUUCAGGUCCCAUUUUCUGUCGGUGUAGCGGCAUCCAAUAGAAUCGCCUAUCACAUUGGUACGGGCCGCAUACAAAACUGUGAAAUUGCAACAAAAACUACUUUGGCAUAUCUGGGAUCGAUAAUCGGUCUAGGAAAUUUCCUGUUUCUGGUACUGGGAAGGCACAAGAUUAGUGCUCUAUUCAGUAAUGACCCAGGCGUCGUUUCACUUGCAUCUCAGUUACUUCCAUUCAUUGGUAUCAAUCAGUUGUAUGAUGUUUUUAAUGUUCUGGCGGCAGGUUGUCUUAGAGCGCAGGGACGUCAAAGAAUUGGUGGCUAUCUAAAUAUUGUCGCUUAUUAUGCCUUUGGCUUGCCUUUGGCGAUGGUCAUGGGCUUUAAAUGGCAUAUGGAAGUCAAAGGAUUUUGGAUUGGACUGGGUGUAGGCAUCUUGAUUUUGGCAAUUAGUGAACUUUAUUGCCUUUACAGGUCAAAUUGGGAUAGCAUCAUCAGACAGUCCCAGAAAUUGCAUCAACACGCUUGA
Molecule: messenger RNA, 1437 nt
Organism: Lachancea fermentati
Lineage: Eukaryota; Fungi; Ascomycota; Saccharomycetes; Saccharomycetales; Saccharomycetaceae
Source: the annotation of a GenBank genome assembly